AUUAAACGAACACACACGAAGCUUGGACGAGCCGCUAAACACUACUUUGUAACAAUUGUAGCUCCCGGCACUAGACGCCUUGUCGAGCUCUCUUGCAUAUUCCGAUCUCCUCUUCCCGUUUAUCGCGUAAUUACCUAUUUAUAAUCAAACGGAUUUUCCUACGAGUUGGUUAGAAAAAAAAGGGGUGGGAGCGAAAGAAAGAGAGAGAGAGAGAGAGAAGGUAGACACAUUGGAAAGCGGAGUGUGUAAGAAAGGAUUGUCAAAGGAUUAUCAAGACGAAAGUAGUGAUAUCUUGGAUGCGUAUCGUUUCAUUUGUUUUUUCAUUAUCGCUGCCAAUUAAAGAAUCUUGAGACUGAAAAUAAUUUAACGCAUUAUGGAGUAUGUACUGAUUAAAGAUAUACGCCCCGGCCAAAAGAAUAUCAAUGUAGUAUUUAUCGUCCUCGAGGUUGGUCAUCCCACCAUCACGAAGGAAAACCGCGAAGUUCGAACUUUCAAAGUUGCGGAUAGUACAGCGUGCAUGAAUGUAUCGAUUUGGGAUGAGCCAGGAACGCUGCUUGUACCUGGAGAUAUUGUUCGGUUAACUAAAGGUUACGCAUCCGUUUGGAGACAAUGUCUAACAUUAUAUUCUGGGAAAAAUGGAGACAUACAAAAAAUUGGAGAGUUUUGUAUGGUUAUAAAUGAGCAGCUAAAUAUGAGCGAACCUAAUCCAACAGUGGCUACGCAAUUAGUAAAUCAAUGUUCUGUAUCUGCAAGCAACAAUAAUGUCACCAACAAUGGCAAUGCCAAUAACAUUGCUGGGCCCCCAGUAAGAUCUUCACUGACGACACAGGGCAAUACAACAGCACCAACAACUUCCACUACGACGAACAGUACGUCAUCGUCUGGUAAAAGUGGCAAUGGAGCCAAUAGUAACAGCGGUAGUAAUAAUUCUUCGCAAUCACAGAGCACGACGAGCAGCUCGUCCUCGUCGACGACGUCGACCACCAGCGGCAAGUCCUCGAGCACGAAAAGCGGACCCCGAGGUCGCGGUAACUACAGCAGAAACGGCAGCCGCAGCGAGCGCAGAUAACAUAACUCGUCUAAGGCCUCGUC
This is a messenger RNA of Ceratosolen solmsi marchali, 1092 nucleotides long. Its product is annotated as SOSS complex subunit B homolog. The transcript is spliced from 4 exons. Lineage: Eukaryota; Metazoa; Arthropoda; Insecta; Hymenoptera; Agaonidae. Gene Ontology annotation, cellular component: SOSS complex. Gene Ontology annotation, biological process: mitotic G2/M transition checkpoint; response to ionizing radiation; double-strand break repair via homologous recombination. The record is from RefSeq and is a predicted model, not a curated record. Gene Ontology annotation, molecular function: DNA binding. Bases 374 to 1069 code for a protein of 231 amino acids.